Coniosporium apollinis CBS 100218 is the source of this 843-nucleotide messenger RNA. RefSeq lists its product as uncharacterized. The coding region runs from base 1 to 843 and encodes 280 amino acids. The record is from RefSeq and is a predicted model, not a curated record. The transcript has 2 exons. Lineage: Eukaryota; Fungi; Ascomycota; Dothideomycetes.
AUGGCAGCCCAACAAGGGAAAGCAACAGAUCACUGGUCUUCCGAGGCCUACGCCGCCUCCGCCUCCUUCGUCCCCGCCCUCACCACCACCGUCCUCAAGCUCCUCGCACCAGAGCCUACCGACCGCAUCCUCGAUCUCGGCUGCGGCGACGGCAUCCUGACCUCCCGUAUCGCUGCCCUCGUUCCCGGCGGCUCCAUCCUCGGUCUCGACGCUUCCGCCUCCAUGAUCACCACCGCCGCCAACUCCUAUGCCGCCCCCAACUGCACCUUCAGUCUCCAGGACUGCACCACCAUCUCCGCCGAGGCCCCCGAGCUCUGUCGAGGCGAAUUCGAUAAAGUCUUCUCAAACGCCGCUCUCCACUGGAUCUUGCGCUCCCCUUCCACCCGCAAGACCGUCCUCGCCGACGCCCUCGCGGCCCUCAAGCCCGGCGGAACCUUUGUCUUCGAGCUCGGCGGCGCCGGCAACGUCGGAGAAGUUCACGCCGCCCUCAUCGCCGCGCUCGUGCAUUUCGGCGUCCCGCUCGCCGAUGCGCAGGCCGCGAGUCCGUGGUUCUUCCCCUCGGAGACGUGGAUGCGCGAUGCGUUGAUGGAGGUCGGGUUCGUGGUUGAGAGGCUGGAGAGCGAGUAUAGGCCUACGAGGUUGACGGAGGGGGAGGGUGGGGGGUUGGAGGGGUGGGUCAGGUUGAUGGGGGCGGGGUUUUUGGAGGCUGUGGAGGAGGAGAGGAGGCAGGAGGUUGUGGGGUGGGUGGUGCGUGUGUUGGGGAGUGUGGUGAGGAGGGAGGAGGAUGGGAGUGCGUGGCUUGGGUAUGUGAGGUUGAGGGGGGUGGCGAGGAGGCCGGUGUGA